GCUUAUCUUUCAAAUAGGUACACUUGGGCUUGAAAAAUUAGGUAUACAUUUCAAUCGAAAGUUACCUACCUAUAAUAAUGAAUUUGAAUGCAGCUAUGAAUUCUUUGACCAAGAAUUAUUUCCUGUUAGCGUUGUUCGUAAUUCACUCAGCUACCUCAGAUAAAUCACAGAUGUUAGAAAGUUUCAAACACAUUUUUAUGCAGACAAAUGUUGAUGAGGAUGAAAAUCAUCGAUACAAAAAUCAGACUUUCUUUCUAAUGAACGAACUUAUGAAACUAGAUGAAGAACACGAAAUAAAAUUACACAAAAUAGAUUUUGUUAAAACGUCUUCGAGACCCCAGAGUACAAAUACAAGAAUUAAGAAAGGAUACAUUGAAACAAAUCUCAAAAAUGAUGUACGAUAUCAAAAACAUGGAAUAUUUGAUGAAGAAGUCAUUGAAAAAGGCCAAGAAACCGGAAACACUGGAAGAUUUAAUAGGCCAUGCUUGGAACGAUAAGCUAUGGAAUGAACAAGUCGAGUCAUUGAAUCAACUGGAAGAGCUGAAAGAUAAAUUAUCCGAAUGGGAGACUGAAAUCGAAUCUCCAAAGCAUCACAACCACGUAUCGAAAGUUUUAAGAAUUAUUUUAGGCUUGGAGGAAAAUUCAACAGAAGUACCAUUGAAAAUGAGCUGGAAUAGUCCAAAUAAUGAAGAACCGUUACUGAAACUUGACAUUGAUUUGGAGUGUGACGAAUUAGAGAAGCUUCAGCGAUUUUCCUUAAUUGUACAAGAUGAACUUGAUGAGAUGCCAAAGCUGAAACACGAGAUUCCAGAAGAUCAUGAAAAAUCGCAAUUCGAAGCUGCUGAUUUACCACUUUGGCUUCUCAAUGAAAAAGACAUCGAAGAAAUUCAAGAAGACUACAUCAAUUGGAUGUCAACAUUUGCGAAUCCCAAAAAAGAAGCGGCGAAACGACUGAAAGAAAACAUUAUCAAAACUGGACAAUCCAUAAAGUAUUUCAGCAAACUGUUUGCAGAGCUUUUCAACCUUAUGGGUAAAUCACUGGAGUGUAAGGCGAAAGAAGACACCGAAUGCGAAGAAAUAAUUAAGGAAAUAAUGAACCGGGAACAUUUUAAAAAAGUCACGAAGCUUUACACUGCUAGCACUAAGAAAGAAGAACUUACAUUGAGCGAUGAUUACAUAAUAUAAUUCUUUGAUAAACGCAAUUGAGGCAUCAACGAUGGAAUUGUUUCAAAAUCCAAAUAAAUCGUAAUUUUUUAGAAUAUGUAAGUUGGCGUUGAAUGCGUUAAAAAGUAGGUACCAACUACCUACUUAUCAUUGGAUAAUACAUACAUCUUUCAAGCCAAAUGAAACAGAAUGACAGAAUGUGUUCUACAAAAACCUGAUACACGAGAUUACACGCCCGAGAACAUUUCAAAUUCGCUCAAACAUUCUUGCUUGAGGCAGGUAAUUACUCAAACAAUCAAAUGUAAUUGAUCGUAGCAGUUGAGAUGAUUUACAACCCAAUAAAAGUUAUGACUAUU
Molecule: messenger RNA, 1520 nt
Organism: Planococcus citri (citrus mealybug)
Lineage: Eukaryota; Metazoa; Arthropoda; Insecta; Hemiptera; Pseudococcidae
Exons: 5
Coding region: 391-1185 (264 amino acids)
Source: RefSeq, a predicted model, not a curated record